Molecule: messenger RNA, 7358 nt
Organism: Solenopsis invicta (red fire ant)
Lineage: Eukaryota; Metazoa; Arthropoda; Insecta; Hymenoptera; Formicidae
Gene: Klp98A
Product: kinesin-like protein Klp98A
Exons: 15
Coding region: 629-4687 (1352 amino acids)
Biological process (GO): microtubule-based movement
Molecular function (GO): phosphatidylinositol binding; microtubule binding; microtubule motor activity
Source: RefSeq, a predicted model, not a curated record
UAUACUAUAAAAUAUAAAUGAUUCAAACAUAAUUAUUUUCAAAUCUGUAUUUCAGUAAAAUUGUUUUUUCCUUGAAUAUUUUAGAAAUCGUUUUAGUUUAAUGAGAUGGAAAUUAAAAGAACGUAAAUAACAGUUGCUAAAUUACAUUUAAAAAAACCUGUCACUCAGAUAAUAUACACUAGUACAAUCUCAUUAGCCUUCUUUAAAUAUCAUAAAUUUAAUUCUUGAAAGUCCCUUUGUAAUUUUAAACUGUUAAAAUAUACAUUGCAGUGUUUUUUUCGCCAAUUUACUAUAUUCUUUAUACACGUAAAGAGAUUUAAUUGCAUUUUUUGUUUCUUUUUUUUAUAUUGAAGAUGCAUUUAGUUUUAAUUCCAUUUCCCUUAUAAAUAGUAAAUAAUGCUGAACGUGCAUUUAACAAUAUUUCAUAAAAAAAUGCUCUCACCUAGUUAGAUUAACGAUAUCGGACGUUACUUGCCCUUUUUCCGAGAGAAUAAGCAUCUCGGAGCAACAUCCUCUUCGAAAGGACGGAUUCAAUUAUUUAUUUCGUCGCCUAUCCGAAACACAAAGCGAAAUGACAGCAGCUUCGAUUCACAGCUGCCGCGCCGUGGUCGAACGUUAUUGACAGCACAUGACACAAUUGUGUCACCGUGGUAUUGACUGGCGUUGCAUUACGGACCGGCGCGAACGGUCGCACGCGUCUCGUCGAUUUUUCCGAAUUCGGUUUCCGCGAUGUCUGUGCGUGGCGUUGGGUGAGGUCAGCGCCAGGAUAACGACGUGCUCGUUGCUUUCCAGAGAGGUGGCGAUGAACGAGAAGCUGAUCGUGCAGAUGAGCGGCAAGAGGACGCGGAUCUUCAACACCAAGACACCGGAUAGCUGCAGAGAUAUCGACCGGGGGAAGCACAAAGACUUUACGUUCGAUCAUUCCUACUGGUCCUUCGAUUCGAACGACGAAAACUAUGCAUCCCAGGAAGAGGUUUUCUACGAUCUCGGUACGGACGUAAUAGAAAGUGCCUUCGAGGGCUAUAAUGCCUGCGUUUUUGCCUAUGGCCAGACAGGAUCCGGGAAGACCUUCACAAUGAUGGGCACACCGGAGUCUCAGGGAUUGAUACCACGGAUUUGCAAGACGCUUUUCGCUAGAAUGGCAGCUGGAAAGGAGAGCGGGGCGUCAUACAGAACGGAAGUAUCAUUCCUAGAAAUCUAUAACGAAAGAGUGAGAGAUCUACUUAGACUGGAUCAAAGCCAAUCUCAUUCGCUGAGAGUACGGGAACAUCCUACGGGAGGGCCUUACGUCCAAGACUUAUCAUGUCAUCUCGUCUACGAUUAUUCGGACAUUCAGGAAUGCAUGGUGAGAGGUAAUACGCAUAGGACUACAGCCAGCACAAAGAUGAACGAUGUGAGUAGCAGGAGUCACGCAAUUUUUACGAUAACCUUCGUCCAAGCCGGCCUCUCGGAAGGCAACAUGCCGUCGGAGACUGUUUCCAAGGUGCACCUUGUCGACUUGGCCGGAAGUGAACGUGCGAACGCGAGCGGAGCAACGGGUCAACGACUAAAGGAAGGUGCACACAUCAACAAGUCAUUGGUGACUCUAGGCACUGUGAUAUCCACACUCUCCGAGCUUAGUUCUGCCAACGGCGACGUGUCCGCCACGAAACGCAAUAUCUUUAUUCCUUAUCGUGAUAGCGUGCUUACAUGGUUGCUGAAAGAUUCCCUGGGCGGCAACUCGAAGACCAUCAUGAUAGCGACUAUCAGUCCGGCGGAAUGCAAUUACAACGACACUCUCAGUACUCUUAGAUACGCUAAUCGCGCGAAGAACAUUAUCAACAAGCCGACUAUCAACGAAGAUGCAAACGUAAAACUCAUCAGAGAACUCAGAGCGGAAAUAGAAAAGCUGAAAUCUCUUAUCGAUAUAAAUAUGAGCGUGGAGAAACCACCGCAAGUGCUGCUGGCUCAAAUCCAAGAGAAGCAGGAGCAAGAAAAGGUACUGACCGAGGAAUGGACCGAAAAGUGGCGAGAGACGCAACAGAUUUUGCAAGAACAAAAAGCGUUGGGAUUACGAAAGAGCGGGGUCGGUGUCGUUCUCGACUCGGAAAUGCCGCAUUUAGUCGGCAUCGACGACGAUCUGCUCAGUACCGGCGUUACGUUGUAUCAUCUGAAAGAGGGAAAAACGCUAGUUGGCACGGAGGAAGCUUCCGCUGCCCAGGAUAUUGUAUUGACUGGUGCGGACGUGGAACCAGAACACUGCGUGGUCGAACUAGAUAGUGGCGUGGCGACGCUGCACCCGCUCUCACCCCACUGCUGGAUCAAUACUGCUCAGGUAGACAAACCGACAAGACUAUCACAAGGCUGUAUCAUUCUCCUGGGUAGGAACAAUAUGUUCCGGUAUAACGAUCCGGCUGAGGCGGCGAAACUCCGAAAGGAGGGUGGCUCGGGCAACGGCAAUCUGCAAUCAACGGUUGUCAAUCUGUCGAGGUUAUCGCUCUUAAGUUGGAGCGUCUCCGAUCUGCACGCAUCCUGUUCUAGUGACAAUCUACUAAACUCUAGCGAGGAUCUCAGGGCAGUCGAGGAGUUGGAACAGCAGAAGGCCGCGCUUCUGAAGGAGAAGGAAGACUUUAAGAGGGAACAAGAGGAGCGCGAGGAGAGAUGGACCGCCAGAAGGGAAGCGCUGGAGGGAGCCCAACGUGAGUUGGAACGCGAAUGGGGUGCACAGUGGAAAGAAUGGGCGGACGCGAUCGCGGUUCUGGAGUCGCGUCAACGUGAGCUGCGCGCGCGCCGGCAUAUCCUGGAGCAAGAACGACGGGACGAAAUGACGCAAGUAGAAAGUAUAUGUAGGGAAGUCGCCUAUCUACGCACAUUAUUGCAGUCCAAGCAUCGACAAUUGCAAGAGCUCGUCGACAAUCAGGAACGCGCGCAAACUGAUCAACAUCGAUGGGAAAAGACGGAUAACGGUGCCGGCAGUGACGACAGUCUGCCCGAUUCUUGGUCCAGUCUCAACGAUGAAAAGUGUAUAGACAGUGUCAGGCAAUUAGUGAAUCAUCAUAAAAAAGAACUAGCCGCUUUGGAGAGCGAGCUGCAGAGCAAGGUCAAAUCUCUGAACGAACAUCAGAGCAAGGUAGAUAAGAUGGAGGAGGAGCUGAUGGAGAUCGCGAAGAAGCAGAAGCAGAUAUUCAGGGCAGAACUGGGAGGUGAAGGAGUAACGGAGAAGAAGCAAUUAUUGGCCAAGCGGACUCAGGAACAGCUUGAAGAGAUCGUACGGCGUAAGCAGAGCCUAUCGUUGGACUUAAAACGCGCCACGCCCGCGUUUCUAGACGACUGUUCGUCAAACGAUUGUGACGAGACGGCCUUCAGCUGUAAUUCCAGGUCUUUUCAAGAACCGAACAAUAGAAAGCAUCAGAUCGUCGCGGACUUGAAUUUGUUGCCGCAGAGUAUACCGAGUUCCGAUACCGCGGAAACAUUCCACACGGCGGCGGCCGACUCUCCGGAACUUCGCAUAGCUUUCGAAGACAUCGACACGACGUGUAUAAGCGAUCUAAUGAAGAAUGUAGCUACAAACGAGAAUCGAAAUGAUGGUAACUCGACCGAGAUGGAAAUUAAAAACACGACAAAUGCGAACAGAGAUACUUCCAUGGAGUUGACGAGCGACGAAGAAAGGAAGGUACAAUCGACCGCGAUAUCUAACAUCCCAGAGAACAUGCUCCAGGAUACGCUGGAAUCGCCAAUACAACAGAAUCCGGCGAUGAAGAAGCUGAACCAAAGAAUCGCACGUCAACGUAUGAUGGUAAUGAGAUGCCUGGACGCUGGUACUCCGUCGAAGGAAGAGCUCAAUCGACAGAUAAUGAUACUACAGGAUCUGCAGAAACAGCAGAUCGAAUUGGAAGUGUCUUUAUUGGAGGAUGAAAAGAAGAGUUAUUCCACAAGGCGACUCGAGUGCGGCGAUAGCGACGACCACAGUGAUAAACUUGUCAACGAGACCGAGAAUCAUGUGCAGAACGAAUCAAAUGCUUACUGUAGUGUUGUAGAACCUACGAAUAAUAGCUCCGCCAUUCUGUUAACGGUAGCGCAAACCAGAUCUCAACUUUUCAGGAAUAACAGGCCUAAUACUAAUGAUCAAGAGACUUUGUCGGAAUCGUUAGCGUCUAAAAGAUCCUCUAGUCGGGGUUACUCGACGGUUUACUUAACGAGUCAGAAUCGCGGCGAUCGCUUGAGUAGUCCGUACUCUUUGACAAUCACAAGGUCUCUGCCAUCAUUAAUAGCGAAUGACGGUGAUUGUGUGAUUAAUAUGAUCGUCAGUGUGCCGUCGUACGUGAUACGCGGAGCUGGCGCGUCCAGUCAUUAUGAAUACGAGGUACGAGUUGUAGCACAAGACGAUAGCUGGACACUUCUGCGUAGAUACAGACGGUUCCGGGAAUUGUAUAUAUCGAUGCGACAGAAGUACGGUAGCAAGGUUGCAGCGAUACGCUUUCCCCCACGCCAAGUCUUUCCAAAGUACGAAGUAGUAGCGAAGCAACGGCGGAAACGCCUCGAGGAAUACCUUCGUCGAUUAAUUCAAGUUUGCUCUGAACUGCCGCACUGCGAACCCUUAUACAAAUACAAUGGUAAUCUUACUAACAUAAACAAGCAAUCCCUGCUGGAGUUCAGCCCGUUUUUCAGACGCGGUAUGUUCGAGAGUGGAAAGUACGGAACUAGCUAAAGUAUUAUCGUGCAAUUCUCAUCUGUUCGAAUGCCGAAGAGAAUGAAUGAGAGAAUUCAAUAAGUGAAUAUGACAAAUGUUUAAAAUUUAUCAUAUUUUUUUUCAUUUUCUUUUCUAUUAUAACAAAUGUAGCAGCUAUAGCAAAAGAGGUAUUAAGUGAAUUGAAUAGCAACGGCGUUUGUACAGAAUGAGUCUCGUAACAUUUGUCGCAUACAUACACAAGAGAAUUUUACCUUAGAAUUUAUCCUUAAAAUCGUGGUGGUCGUGAAAUAACAUGGUUCGAAGAAUUUUACUAUAAUUUUAAUAAAAUUUAGCAAAAAUUUAGUAAAAUUUAACCAAACUGUUUUACUGUGAUAUUAUUAAGUCACAGAAGAUUAUGAAAUUCUUUGAAAUACAAUGUUUCAUGAUUACUACGAUUCUGAGGGUAAAUUCUAAGAGAAAAUUCUCUCCGUGUAUGUAUGCAAUAUAUUCCUUAAAUCACAUAUCAAUUCUAUGAAAAAUUAAAAAUAAAACUAAAAUGUGUUUCGUAACUUAUUGAUAUAUUCAAUAAGAGUAUUACGAACCAUUUAUCAGUGACUGAGUUACAAAUGUUAAGUGACUCGUCCUGCUUUGUAGUCGUUACAAAAAUAUAUGCUUCCAGAAGCUUAGCGAUCGUAAGACUGGUUUGUAGAAAAUGAGCGUUCCUCGCUGAUACUGUCUCAUGCGCUCAGAGUAAAUUUGCGAAGAGAUAUUAGUGGGAAAGCAACGUGAUAUAUUCUUUAUGAAAGAGAGAAAAAGAAGAUCGCGGUUGGCGAGGCAAAACAUAUCGCGUUACAGCGACUUAUUUUUUCCUUUAUAGAUAUUUUCCUAAUGUCUUUUCAAUAGAAUCUCCCAGUAGAAUUCACGAAGUGUACCUUCCUUCGAUAUAGUCAAAUCAUGUAGUUGAUAUUAUAUUUCCGAUUACGUUCUACUAGCACAAACGAACGUUAUUGUAAAUUACGAAGCGGCAAAAGAACGAAUUCGUCAGUGACCAUAACUUCGCAAAAUAGAGACCAUAACUUCGUAGUUUACUCGAUAGCCGAAGAGUAUUUAUUUUGUGCGUCGAAUAGCGUUUUGUAUGCGCGACCCAAGUAGCGAAUCAACUAGCGAAUUGAAAGAACACUUUCCAUUAGCAUAAUAAUUAUCGACUUGUAAACGUAGCAAUGUAUUACAAGCGAGAAAGAUAUCAUAUCUUUGUUAAAAUUCUUCCGUUUUCAGGAUUUUAUCUCUGGCUAUUAAUAAAACUUUUACCACUACUUCAGAUACGUGUUCUAGAGUUCCAAAUAAGAAAAAAAAUGCAUAUAAACAUGUGUUCAAAAAUAUUUAUCGAGUUACAAUUCCUUAAAAUUCUUUAAAAAGAAAGUCCAUUUUUAUUUUCUCAUAUUUUCUAAAUUUAAGAUACGACAAAGUAAAAAUGUGCAAAGGUAUACUUUUUCAGUUUUACUCACUGAUUUUCUUAAGUUACUCAGAUUCAUUUUUUAAUAUUUUUAGAAAGACGAGAUUUUAAUUUUUUAAAGUUUUAAUUUUUUUAUGUGAUGUAUUAUUUUAGACAAAAGUCUUUAAAAUCUUUUUUAUUUUUUAAGAGAAUUGUUACCUUAGAAAAAAUAAAUAGUGGAUUAAUAUAACAAAAUUGAAGUAUACAAAACUCACAAAAUUAAGAAAGAUCAAGGUCUGACUUGGAAACAGUUUUACUCAGCUUAGGAGUAUAAAUAAAUAAUAAAUAAAAAAGUUGUAACUGGAUAAAAGGAUAUUUCCAGACAUGUAUUUCUAUGAACUUUUUUUCACACCGUGGCCUUUAAGUAUCUAAAGUAGCGGCAAAAAGUUUAUUAAUAUCCUCUGUCUGUUUGCUUGGCUGUGUGUGCGUACGCGUGUAUGUGUGUAUAAAUGUGUCUAGUGCAAGGAAUUAACAGAUCACUGUUAAAGUUUGAAGUUGUUAUGCAGAUAUUAGCAUUUAUUUGAAUAUUAAUACUAAACCAAAGUCAACGAUAACUAUCGAUUUUGGGAAAUAUCACUGCGUUGCUAUGGAUGACAAUUGAUCAGAUCGAUCAGACUGUACGAUUGAAGUAUUAAAGUUUUACCAAAAAGCUUCUUAUUGGCGUGCAAAAAACCUUGAGAUAAUAUAAAACUGCUUGUUCGUUACAUAGCCAGGAUUUCGCCUUGUAAUCUUGCCGGAUAUUCAAACAUGCGAUGAAAAAGAAGAAUCACACUUUCAGCUUCGAAAAAACGCUAUUAUAUUUAGUACGUUAAAUAAAAUAAAAUCUAUAUAUAUAAAAAAAAUAAUAAGCGCCACAAGUACGAUAAAUAUGCUUUUCGGUAGUACGAUAAAAAAAAAGGUAUUUAUUCCAUGGCUGUGUGUAACCUGGAUUCGAAAGAACCCCACAGAUUUAUCCUGGCUAAUAAUUAAUAAUUAGUGAUAACGAGACACUUGACACUCUGAAGCGACAACACCGUUUAGAAGGUGUGUAUCGCGAAUACUAAUCGAGAUGUGUAUAACGAGGCAGUUAUUACUUAUUCGAACGGACAUUACCUCGCGUUUCAUACGAUCAUCAUCACAAUCAUCCCACGUCGUUAUCCGCUUUUUUUAUACACAAAUCUACGAGACCUAUAUGUUCCAUAAGUGUAACAAUGGAGUACAAUAAAUUGUUAUAAUACA